Molecule: messenger RNA, 902 nt
Organism: Hibiscus syriacus
Lineage: Eukaryota; Viridiplantae; Streptophyta; Magnoliopsida; Malvales; Malvaceae
Product: expansin-like B1
Exons: 3
Coding region: 41-796 (251 amino acids)
Cellular component (GO): extracellular region
Source: RefSeq, a predicted model, not a curated record
CUUCUCUUUGUUCAAAUUGAUUGCUUUUGUAGCUGAAAACAUGGGGUAUUCAUUUAAGUUUCAUUGUUUCUUUGUGUGGAUCAUGGUGCUUUCGUCUACACUGUGUUACUCCCAGGACAAUUUCGUUAAGUCCAGAGCAACUUAUUAUGGCAGCCCCGACCGUUUAGGGACUCCAAGUGGAGCCUGCGGGUAUGGAGAGUAUGGAAGGACUGUGAAUGAUGCGAAUGUGGCUGGGGUUUCGUACAGGCUCUACAAGAAGGGAAGUGGUUGUGGUGCUUGCUAUCAGGUUAGGUGCACAAACCCUCAGCUCUGCACUGAUGAUGGGGUGAACAUCGUGGUGACCGACCACGGUGAAGGCGACAAAACCGAUUUCAUCCUCAGCCCCCGCGCUUACGGUAGGCUAGCGAAAUCGGACAAAGCGGACGAGCUGUACGCUUUCGGAGUCGUUUAUGUCGAAUACAAGAGAAUCCCCUGCCGCUACGGCGGUUACAAGCUGCAGUUCAAGGUUCAUGAACAUAGCAAGUACCCCAAUUACUUGGCCAUUGCGGUCUUGUACCAAGCCGGAAGAAGCGAGAUCCUCGCGGCGCAAAUUUGGCAGGCGGAUCGUAAGGAGUGGAUAUUUAUGAGGAGGGCAUAUGGAGCAGUUUUCGACACGAACCCACCAUCAUCGGGAUCCAUCAGUUUGAGGUUCCAAGUGAGUAGCAGCGCCGGGGUGUAUUGGGUGGAGGCAUCCAACGCCCUCCCCAAUAACUGGGAAGCUGGAGUAGCUUAUGAAUCCGAUGUUCAGCUUGAAUGAAGCACCGGAAUUGUGUUUUGAGAAUAAAGAAAGCCUUCUAAAAGAUAACUAGUUUCUUCAAUUAUGGUUGUUUCAUUAGUAUUAUGUCGGUAAGUAGGAGUUUAUA